Ruditapes philippinarum (Manila clam) is the source of this 582-nucleotide messenger RNA. RefSeq lists its product as uncharacterized. The record is from RefSeq and is a predicted model, not a curated record. NCBI's taxonomy places the organism in Eukaryota, Metazoa, Mollusca, Bivalvia, Venerida, Veneridae.
AACACAAAUACAGAUUUUAACAUAAAUCCUUGCUACCAUAAUCUCCUAGAAAUGUCAGCAAUCUUCGCCGAAAAUUAUAAAAAAGAUGAAUCUACACUUUCUGAAUCAGUUGUAGAGACAGCAAAGGCCAAAUUUAAACAACAUAAAGCAAUAAUCAUAAAAGGUCCCAGAAAAUGUGGGAAAACAACUCUAGCUGCAUUAUUAACUUCAAUAUACCAACCAGGGGAAUUUCUGAUUAUCUACAAGGCGGAUGAUACGAAAUAUAUUUCUCUUGAUAAAGUUUGCCUCGUGGUAGUGGAGGAUUUUGCUGGCAAGUACCGCUACGAUAAUGUCGGUGCUAGCGAUUGGAUGAGAGCCUUUGAUAUGUUACAUUCACUUGUAAAGGCUGGAAAACUGAAUGUUGUAUUAACUUGUAAGGACACCUUUUUAGCCGAGUGCAAGAAAGACUUUGAAGAUCAUCCAAUAUUUGACAACCCUGUACAGAUGGAAGAAUCAGACAUCAGAAUUAAACAAGAAGAAGAUGAGAAUGUAACCGGUAAUUUGAUGCCAUUCAAUUACAACGAGAGAGGAUGGUUUUGUUGA